Molecule: messenger RNA, 2441 nt
Organism: Ochlerotatus camptorhynchus
Lineage: Eukaryota; Metazoa; Arthropoda; Insecta; Diptera; Culicidae
Gene: Pfrx
Product: 6-phosphofructo-2-kinase
Exons: 9
Coding region: 36-1682 (548 amino acids)
Biological process (GO): fructose 2,6-bisphosphate metabolic process; fructose metabolic process
Cellular component (GO): cytosol
Molecular function (GO): fructose-2,6-bisphosphate 2-phosphatase activity; ATP binding; 6-phosphofructo-2-kinase activity
Source: RefSeq, a predicted model, not a curated record
CGUUCGGUUCAGUUCGCGUUUGUCAGCCGUUCGAGAUGGAUGUAAUCGUGGGUAACAGUUUGGUGGCUACGACCGGUCAAGCGGUAACCAUGGCCGGUGGCGGCAGUGGCAGUGGCGGUGCAUUGGCACAAUCAUCAGCGUCCCGGUCGCUGCGAGUGCGCACAUCGAGCCAAAGUGGAAAAUUUAACGACGGUGGUGCUUUAAGUGAAAUUCAGCUUUGUCCCAGUGUGAUGUCCGAGGAUACCAAGAAGAUGCUUCCGCCGACGACGGAAACCAUCCAAACCAAACCGUUCCCGAUACGAGGUGAACGUGCCAACUAUGUAAACAGUCCACAUGUUAUUGCGAUGGUAGGGUUGCCAGCGCGAGGCAAAACAUACAUUUCCAAGAAACUCUCGCGCUACCUGAACUGGAUCGGGAUUAACACGAAGGUAUUCAACCUGGGCGAGUACCGGAGACAUGCCACCGAUGCCUACCGAAGUCACGAGUUUUUCCGACCGGACAACGAGGUUGCGAUGGCCAUCCGGCAGCACUGCGCCGAGAUGGCACUGGAGGACGUUUGCCAGUGGCUGGAGAAUGGCGGCGAAGUGGCGGUGUUCGAUGCAACCAACUCGACCCGCGAGCGCCGUCGCAUGAUCAAGGACAUCAUCGUACACAAGAUGGGCUACAAGCUGUUCUUCGUGGAAUCGAUCUGCGACGAUCCCCAGAUCAUCGAACAAAACAUCAUGCUAAAAAUCAGCGGACUUGAGUAUUUGCCACCGCUGGUGUCCUUUAACGGUAUCCAGGAAGUGAAAGUGAGCAGCCCGGACUAUCGCAACAUGAACAUGGACGAAGCGCUGAACGAUUUCCGCCUGCGAAUCGAACACUACCAGGAACGCUACGAACCGCUGGUCGAGGAAAUCGAAACGGACCUGUCGUACAUGAAGAUCUACAACACCGGCGAGAAGGUGGUCGUCCACAAGCACGAGGGACACAUCCAGUCCCGGAUCGUGUACUACCUGAUGAACAUUCACAUCACCCCGAGGACGAUCUAUCUGACGCGGCACGGAGAAAGUGAUCACAAUCUCGAGGGACUAAUCGGAGGCGAUUCGGACCUGAGUGACCGUGGCCGCCGGUACUCGCAAGCCCUAGCCAAGUACAUCGAAGAGCAACAGAUCGAGGGCCUGCGGGUUUGGACCUCGUGGUUGAAGCGCACAAUUCAAACAGUGACCAAUGUCCAGGCACCGCAAGAGCGCUGGAAGGCCCUGAACGAGAUCGAUGCGGGCAUCUGCGAGGAAAUGACCUACGAGGAGAUCCAGUCCAAGUUCCCGGAAGAGUUCAAGGCACGGGAUCAGAAUAAAUUUGCCUACCGCUACCCGCGGGGCGAGAGCUACGAAGAUCUGGUGGUGCGACUGGAACCGGUUAUGAUGGAAUUGGAACGGCAGGGUAACGUUCUAGUCGUAUCACAUCAGGCCGUCCUGCGGUGUGUGCUGGCAUACUUCCUGGACAAGCCUGCGGAUGAACUCCCAUAUCUGAAGGUGCCUCUGCAUACGAUCAUCAAGCUGACGCCGGUGGCGUACGGGUGCAAGGUGGAGCACAUCAAGCUGCCCAUCGACGCAGUGGAUACGCAUCGUGCGAGGCCUGAGGUCGCCGGUUCGUUGGAUUCCAAAUUCGUCACCAAAAAGCUCAAUGAGAUGGCCCUUUAAGCAACAAUAACAGCAUCGAUCGCAUCGGCAGCAAUGGAUUCCUCUCCUUUCUCCCUCUCAUCACGCCGUGUGUCCCAUGUUAUUUUAUUUUUUGUUCUGCUGCGACUUAGUCGAAAGCUUUCAAAACUAGUGUUGGCCAUGACCACCUUAAGCGAAAUGUUUUUUUUUUAGUUUCCUAGUGUUUGUAUAAGUGAUAAUGUUUGUUACGAAGUACUUCAUCGCAUUUUGAUUUAAAAAAUCUACCUGAUUCAUUUCCAUUUUUAUUCGCAUUUAAAAUUUGUUUAUUUUUGUUACUGUAAGCACCAUUUCAAGUCCUUUCACCACCAAAUAUUUGUAUCGAAAUUAGUCAAGAGACUCUUCAAGAGACUUAAUUCUUCCCAAAAUCUUCAAUAAUUAUUAAAAACAAAAACAAAAAAAAAUCAAUCGGAGAUCCCCGAGGGAAGGAAGAUCGCAACAAAUUUACAAAUCAGCGGUGUGAAAUUUUGUGUAUAUUUACAAGGUUCCAUUUUUACCUAGUGAUUUACUUAAGAAAGAAUAAUAAAAAAUAAACGAAAAGACACGCACGUAUAAAUAAAUUAGUAAACCUAACAAAAAAAAAAUAGCUGUUUAAAUAACAAUGAUAUAAAGUAAAACAAAAACAAAACAGGACGAACAAAGUUGUAUAAGUAAAAAAAAAUAAUAAUAUAAAGAGAGACCAUAACUAGGACGUAAGUACUCUUCUACACGUAGUGAGCGUAAACCGUAAUAUUCCUAGAUAAA